Juglans regia (Persian walnut) is the source of this 1634-nucleotide messenger RNA. RefSeq names its product cytokinin hydroxylase-like. Gene Ontology annotation, molecular function: monooxygenase activity; oxidoreductase activity, acting on paired donors, with incorporation or reduction of molecular oxygen; heme binding. The record is from RefSeq and is a predicted model, not a curated record. The coding region runs from base 57 to 1634 and encodes 525 amino acids. The transcript has 5 exons. Lineage: Eukaryota; Viridiplantae; Streptophyta; Magnoliopsida; Fagales; Juglandaceae.
UAUAUCUCUCUGUGGGUGGGUGGGUGUAUGAGGUAGUUUUGCAUUGCCAGGCCGUGAUGACCACCUGCAUGGCCAUGUUGGUACUGAUCAUCACAACUCUCUUGGCCAUAUUCCUGUCUUUGUUCAUUAAAAUUGCUCAUGACACUCUCUCAUGCUACUUUCUAAACCCACGACGCAUCAAGAAAAUCAUGGAGAGGCAAGGAGUGCGUGGCCCCAAACCCCGGCUUCUCAAAGGCAACAUCUUGGAUAUGGCCUCCCUUGUUGCCAAAACUACCUCCCAAGACAUGAACUCCAUCAACCAUGAUAUCGUUGGCCGUCUUCUCCCGCAUUACGUCGCCUGGUCCAAACAAUACGGAAAGAGAUUUAUAUUUUGGAAUGGGGUGGAGCCCCGGAUGUGCUUGACGGAGACUGAAAUGAUAAAAGAGUUUUUAUCUAAGUACAGCACGACGUCCGGCCGAUCAUGGCAACAACAGCAAGGUUCCAAACAUUUCAUCGGGAGAGGUUUGCUAAUGGCAAACGGCAAGGAUUGGUACCAUCAGCGUCACAUCAUAGCUCCGACCUUUGUGGGAGACAAACUCAAGAGUUGUGCGGGUUACAUGGUGGAAUGCACUAAGGAGAUACUCCAAUCACUGCAAAAUGCUAUAGAAUCAGGCCAAACCGAGUUCGAAAUUGGUGAAUAUAUGACUAAGCUCACUGCAGACGUCAUUUCUAGAACUGAGUUCGAUACCACCUACGAGAAGGGAAAGCAAAUAUUCCAUCUCCUAACUGUUUUACAACAUCUUUGUGCCCAAGCAUCCCGAAGGUUGUACCUUCCCGGAAGCCGGUUUUUUCCCAAUAAAUAUAACAGACAAAUAAAAGUGAAGAAGAUGGAAGUGGAGAGGUUAUUAAUGGAGAUAAUUCAAAGCCGAAAUGACCGUGUAGAGAUUGGCCGGAACAGUUCAUAUGGAACUGAUUUGCUGGGUCUGCUGCUCAGUGAGAUGCAAAAGAAGAGAUCAUCAGAGGGUGGAUUUAGCUUAAAUUUACAACUGAUCAUGGAUGAAUGCAAAACAUUCUUCUUUGCUGGACAUGAAACCACUGCCCUCUUACUCACAUGGACCAUCAUGUUACUAGCAAGCAACACCUCUUGGCAAGAAAAGGUUCGGGCUGAGGUGAAGCAGGUCUGCAAUGGUACUGAGACUCCCUCUGUUGAUCAUCUCUCCAACCUCUCCUUGUUAAAUAUGGUAAUAAAUGAAACUCUUAGACUCUAUCCGCCGGCAACUGUUCUUCCUCGAAUGGCCUUAGAAGAUAUUAAACUCAGUGAUCUGCAUAUUCCAAAGGGUCUAUCAAUAUGGAUUCCAGUACUUGCAAUUCAUCAUAGCAAGGAAUUAUGGGGCGAAGAUGCAAACGAGUUCAACCCGGAAAGAUUUGCUUCGAAAUCAUUCACACGGCCUGGCCGGUUCAUCCCUUUUGCUGCCGGCCCCAGAAACUGUGUUGGCCAAGCUUUUGCCAUGAUGGAAGCUAAGAUCAUAUUAUCCAUGUUAAUCUCGAGGUUGAGCUUCACCAUUUCAGAGAAUUAUCGUCAUGCUCCCGUCACUAUUCUCACAAUAAAGCCUAAGUACGGGGUUCAAGUAUGCUUGAAGCCCUUAAACCUUUGA